Scomber japonicus (chub mackerel) is the source of this 2583-nucleotide messenger RNA. It is a transcript of the gene myo7aa, whose product is annotated as myosin VIIAa. Bases 1 to 2583 code for a protein of 860 amino acids. The transcript is spliced from 20 exons. Gene Ontology annotation, cellular component: cytoskeleton. NCBI's taxonomy places the organism in Eukaryota, Metazoa, Chordata, Actinopteri, Scombriformes, Scombridae. Gene Ontology annotation, molecular function: protein binding. The record is from RefSeq and is a predicted model, not a curated record.
AUGUCUGCUUAUUUCAGAAACAGUGAUAGCUUAUCUCUGGAGGUUUUCCUGAAGGGAGCCAUGGAGAAAUCUCUCAGCAGUGAAAAUGGCCACCUGGACUUGUUCGUCCGCUUUCUUCAUGGCCUCUCUUUGGAGUCCAACCAGAAAGAGUGCAGACUACAGAUUGAAGACUCUGAGGGCAUUUACACUCAGAAGAGGUUCGACCCUCAGAAGGUGAAGGAGGAAGUAGUCGACUUCUCUCGUCAUAAAUGGCCUCUGCUCUUCUCUCGCUUCUACGAGGCGUUCAAGUUCUCAGGUCCGAGCCUUCCUAAAAACGACCUCAUCGUGGCCGUUAACUGGACCGGUGUUUAUUUCGUAGACGAGCAGGAACAAGUCCUCUUAGAGCUCUCCUUCCCAGAAAUCACUGCGGUCUCCAGCAGCAGAGGAGGGAAGCUGCAGGGUCAGAGCUUCAUCCUGGCGACCAUUAAAGGAGAAGAGUACACGUUCACCUCCAACAACGCCGAGGACAUCAGAGACCUGGUGGUCACGUUCCUCGAGGGUCUCAGGAAGAGGUCCAAGUUUGUAGUCGCCCUGCAGGACAACCCCAACCCCAUCGGGGAGCAGUCCACGUUCCUCAGCUUCCUGAAAGGAGACCUGAUCCUAUUGGACCAGGACACCGGCGAGCAGGUGCUCACCUCCGGUUGGGCGCAUGGCAUCAACGAACGGACCAAUCAGAGAGGAGAUUUCCCCGCCGACUGCGUCUACGUCCUUCCGACCGUAACGAGACCGCCGCAGGAAAUAGUGGCGCUGGUAACCAUGACGCCCGACCAGCGGCAGGAGUCGGUGCGAGCGUCGCAGCUCGUCCUGCCGGAGAACGACGACCGAAUGAAGCCGUACACACUGGAGGAGUUUUCAUACGACUACUUCAGGCCUCCUCCCAAACACACUCUGAGCAGAGUGAUGGUCACUAAGAAUCGUGGGAAGGAUAAAAUGUGGAGCUGCACCAGAGAGCCGCUCAAACUGCCGCUGCUGAAGAAGGUCGUAAACCACGAGGAUCUGGCUCAGGACGCCUGCAUGUCCUUCAUAGCGAUGAUGAAGUAUAUGGGCGACUAUCCGUCCAAACGAACGCGCUCCGUCAACGAGCUGACGGAUCAGAUCUUUGAAGGAGCGCUGAAGGCCGAACCUCUGAAAGACGAGAUCUUCUGUCAGAUCCUCAAACAGCUGACGGACAAUCACGUCAAGUACAGUGAGGAGAAAGGCUGGGAGCUGCUGUGGUUGUGUUCUGGUUUGUUUCCUCCCAGUAACGUUCUGCUGCCGCACAUCCAGCGCUUCCUCCAGUCUAAGAAACAUCACCCGCUGUCUGGAGACUGCAUGCAGCGGCUGCACAAAUCGCUACGAAACGGAUCCAGGAAGUACCCUCCUCACCUGGUGGAAGUGGAGGCCAUCCAACACAAGACGACACAGAUCUUCCACAAAGUCUAUUUCCCGGACGACACGGACGAGGCGUUCGAGGUGGAGUCGAGCACCAAAGCGAAGGAUUUCUGUCAGAACAUUUCGACCAGACUGUUGCUCAAAUCUCCUGAAGGGUUCAGUCUGUUCGUCAAGAUCUCAGACAAGGUGAUCAGCGUGCCAGAGGGAGAUUUCUUCUUUGACUUCGUUCGGCAUUUGACCGACUGGAUCAAGAAAUCAAGACCAGCUAAAGACGGAAUCGUUCCCUCUCUGACCUAUCAGGUGUUCUUCAUGAAGAAGUUAUGGACCAACACGGUUCCAGGGAAGGACUCCUUCGCUGACUCCAUCUUCCACUAUUAUCAGGAGCUGCCUAAAUACCUGCGCGGCUACCACAAGUGUUCACGAGAAGAGGUUUUCCAACUGGCGGCGCUCAUCUACCGAGUCAAGUUCGAGGACGAUAAAUCCCACUUUCCUACAAUUCCCAAGAUGCUUCGGGAGCUGGUUCCUCAGGAUCUCAUUCGUCAGCUGUCACCAGACGACUGGAAGAGAUCUGUGGUCGCGUAUUUCAACAAGCAGGCCGGUAAAUCGAGGGAAGAGGCCAAACUGAUGUUUCUGAAGAUCAUCUACAAAUGGCCGACCUUUGGCUCUGCCUUCUUUGAAGUCAAGCAAACCACAGAGCCAAACUACCCAGAAAUCCUUCUGAUCGCCAUCAACAAGCACGGAGUCAGUCUCAUUGACCCGAAGACGAAGGACAUCCUGAUCACUCAUCCCUUCACCAAGAUCUCCAACUGGAGCAGUGGGAACACUUACUUCCACAUCACCAUCGGAAACCUGGUCAGAGGAAGCAAACUGCUCUGUGAGACUUCACUGGGCUACAAGAUGGACGACCUGCUGACCUCCUACAUCAGUCAGAUGUUGACCACCAUGAACAAGCAGCGCUCCGGGCGCGGACACAGCAACUGGGGGCGGACCUUCGCCCACCAGUUGUGGAGGAUGAGCCGCAGUCCUUCUGCUAGCUCAGAAGGGUCAAAGGUCACCGGGGAGAGUUCGGCCGUCAGCAGCGACGACCCCGGAGAAGGACCGAGCAACUACAACCAGUACAACUACAACCACGAGGAUGACGAUGAGCCGUCCAGCGAGGAUGACUACCUCUAA